GCUUCCCUUCCCUUUCUCGGCAAAAGAAGCAAAUCUUUUGUUGCAAGCUACAUUCUUCUCGUCCAUGGCGUUCAUCAAACUAAAUCUCAACGUAGACGUCAACAGUUGCCUGAGUGGCCUCAAGACGACGCUGCGGCUGGGCGGGCCAAAAUCUGGCAUCGAGAAGUUGAAAAAGGAAAUGAAAAAAUUGAGAGGCAAAAGGGACGACAUCAAGAACCGGAUCGACCAGGCGGAGCUCGAGGGGAGAAUUCCGACCAACCAAGUGAGCCAGUGGCUACUGGACGUGGAGACGUUGGAAGGCCAAGUGGCUGCUAUCGAGCAGGAUUUCCAAAGCACCAGUUGCUUCAGUUGCCAUUGCUUCAAUCAAACUCAAACUCAAACUGGUGGCACGAGUCAAACACAGCAAGCAGGAGAUCAGGCUCCUAUGAGAGAGUCAUCAAACUGCUGCUCCAUCAUCCUAAGAGUGUCCAAGAAGCUCGGCGAGGUUAAAGAAUUGAUGGACCGAGCUGAUAGACUGGAUCCGGUUGCCACAGUUGGGCCUUCGGAACCCGCCGUGAUGCUUCCCAUCUCACACCGAUCGCCCGUUGGGAUCGAGUCGUAUGAGGAGGACAUUGUGGGCUACGUCGAUGGUGGAAAAGCCGACAUCAUAGGCAUCUACGGAAUGGGCGGUGUCGGUAAGACCACCAUGUUGAAGAGGAUCCUGCAACAUUAUCAUCUUAACCAUGCCAUAUUUGAUCGUGUGAUUUGGGUUGUGGCCUCCAAAGACUGCCAAUUUAAAAAGGCUCCAGAUUGAUAUUGCUAAGAGUCUAGGACUGAAGACGCUGCAGGAGAGUGACGAUGAACGAACCUGUGGUGAUAAGCUCUUUACCUUUCUGAAGAGCAGGAACUGCUUGCUACUCCUAGAUGACAUUUGGGAACAUCUAGAUCUUCAACAAUUGGGUUUGGCACACUCGGCUACUACUGAACGAGGCCGGCAGCAGCAACCACGCAAAACCGUGGUGUUCACAACGCGUAGCGAGGCAGUAUGUGCUCAAAUGAAAGCAGAAAAGAAGAUCAAAGUCAAAUGCCUGGAUCCCGUACAAGCAUGGCAACUCUUUGAGCAGAACAGCGAGAGGGAUGUUCUCAAUUCAGAUGCUGGAAUUAAGUUCGUUGCUGAACAACUUGCUAAAGAAUGUGCAGGUCUUCCGCUCGCUCUUAUCACCAUCGCCCGGGCCAUGUCAGGGAAAAAGACUUGGGAAGCUUGGGUUGCCACUCUCCGUCAAAUAAGGGAUGAACAUCAGUGGAAAACCGUAUGUCUUCCUGAAGAUUCACUAGUCAUGUAUAAAGCCUUCAAGCUGAGUUACGACAGUUUAGAGAAUGACUCCAUAAGAGAAUGCCUCUUGUGCUGCGCUUUGUGGCCCGAAGAUUAUGAGAUCAACACAUUCGAUCAGUUGAUACCGUGUUGGAUAGGUUGCGGCAUAAUCCAUGAAUUUAAUGUGAUCAAUGAAGCUUUCGCCAAAGGAUGCUCUCAUUUGGAAGCUCUCAUGGCAGCAUCCUUGCUAGAGGAAUGUAUUCCAAAGGGCAGACCUCUUCAUUGGUACGGCCCAUGUGUAAAGAUGCACGAUGUCAUCCGAGACAUGGCACUGUUGAUGGUUUCUGGGUUGGAGGGGAACAAAAGAAAAUGGAUUGUAAAAGCAGGAAUCGGGUUGAGUGAUUUGCAUAGACAAGAAGAAUGGCAAGAAGCAGAGCGAGCAUCAUUCAUGAUGAAUAAGAUUACUUCUUUACCAGAGUAUGAAGCUAAUUUCACUUUUCCAAAACUUUCUAUGUUGAUUCUCUGUCAGAACAAAGGCUUGAAAACAAUUCCUUCGAGUUUGUUCGCAAGCAUACCUCGCUUAACUUACUUGGAUCUCAAUGGAUGUAGUAUAAGAGAGCUUCCUAUGGAGAUUUGUAGCUUAAAUGAGCUUCAAUAUUUAGACUUGUCCUCCAAUCUUAUUACAAGUCUGCCGGCCGAGUUUGGUUGCUCAGUAAAUUAGAGUACUUGUUUCUAAAAGAUAAUAAAAUUGUGACGGUACCCUAUGGGACAAUAUCCAAUUUAUCAAUGCUCAAGUGGCUGGAUGCAACUACUGAGUGGUGGUGGGAUGAAUUGAAAUGUUUCAAAGGAUGCUACCAAUUGAGUGUGAGAAUUUACAUUAAGGCUACGACAGAUAACAUUGAGCAACUCAACAUGUUACCAAAUGUCUUUAUAUGGGAACUUCAUUUGGAUGGAAAGAAUAUUUCAGAACUUCCAAACUAUGAUCUGGGCACUCCACAAUGGGGUUGCACGGUAAGUGACAAUCUUGAGUCUCUGAACAUUAGAAGUAUCGGAUUAGAUAGAUUAGUGUUGGCUGCAGGCAUGGAUCGUGAAUCAAGUUUUGGAUGUUUAAAGAAACCCAAUUUUUUUACCCUAGAAAUAUUGGAAGAGAUUUCAUUGAAUAGAGUUCGACUCUACAACCUUCGUGAAAUAUAUAUUUAUGAGUGCCUUAUGUUGAAGGAUGUUUCUUGGGUUCUACAAUUGCCAUGCCUUGGUAUCCUAACCAUAUUAUGUUGUGGAAAAAUGAAGGAACUAAUAACUGACGUAGGGAACUCCAACUCCAGCUCUAGCAUCCAGAAGUUGACAUUGAACAACAUGUCGAACCUCAAUCGCAUUGCAAACCAACCGUUUCAUUUUCCCUACUUGGAAUAUAUAAAAGUGCACGAGUGCCCAAUGUUCAAAUAAUUACCAUUUGGUGUUGAAAUGUUGAAGAACAAAAAUUUCAAAAUGAUCAUAGGUAAACGAGAUUGGUGGAACAAUUUGGAUUGGAUGACGAGAGCAUCAAGGAUUCACUCACCCCUUAUUUUAGGUCUUGGGGAUCAAUUUCGAAAUGAAGCUAAGCAUCGGCCUUUUGAUCAAGGAGACUAUAGGGCAUUUACUGUG
Messenger RNA from Zingiber officinale, 2932 nucleotides. RefSeq names its product disease resistance protein RPS2-like. NCBI's taxonomy places the organism in Eukaryota, Viridiplantae, Streptophyta, Magnoliopsida, Zingiberales, Zingiberaceae. Gene Ontology annotation, molecular function: protein binding; ADP binding. The transcript has 3 exons. Gene Ontology annotation, biological process: defense response to other organism. The record is from RefSeq and is a predicted model, not a curated record. Bases 1035 to 2012 code for a protein of 325 amino acids.